AUGUCAAGUAAACCACCAUUUAAACAAAAUAAAAAAAAAGUAGUUAAAGCACCAAAUUAUAAAGCAAUAGGAGCAUCAAUUGAUAGAGUUAAAGAGAUUUCAUAUAAUGAACAUGAUAGAAAAGAUUAUUUAACAGGUUUUCAUAGAAGAAAAGUUGCAAGAAGAGAAUAUGCACAAAAGAAAAUUGAAGAAAAAGAGAAAAGAGAAAAAGCAGAACAAAAGAAAUUUGUAAAAUUACAAAGAGAAGCAUUUCAACAAUCAAUUAUAGAUUCAAGAAAAAAACAUGAAAAUGAAUUUGGUAUCGAAAAUGAUGAUGAAGAAGAAGAAGAAGAAGAAAUUAAAGAAGAAGAAACAAUCGAUGAAAAAGGUAACAAAGUUAAAGUUUUAAUCAAACCAUCAACAAUUCAAGAAACUCAAAUUAAAGAAUAUUCAAGUGAAGAUAAAAUCAUUACAACAACUGUUAAACCAUUAUCAUUUAAUAGUGAUGGUGAAGAUGAAGAUGAAUCUGAUGAUGAUGAUAAUAAUAGUGAUGAUGAUGAUGAUAAUGAUGAAGAUGAUGAAGAAGAAGUUAAUGAUAAAUCAAAAGUUAAAAAGAAAUUACCAAACUUUAAAAAAGAAUCACCAAGUACAAAUAAAUUUAAUAGUAAUAAUAAAAAAGAUACAAUUACAGCAGAUGGUUUAACAUUAAUUGAUGCAGAGAAUAAAAUUUAUCAAGAUGAAAAAGGUAGAAGAAUUAAAAUGAGAAAAGAAAAAGGUAAAAUCAUUCCAGUCGUACUUACUGCUGCCGCAGAAACUGCAAUUGAAAAAGGUUGGAAACUUCCACGUUCACUUAGAACAAGUCAAAAGAAAUCUUGGUCACAUGCUGUCCAAAAGAAAUCAAAAAAGAAACAAAGAAAAGAAAAAAAAGGAAAAUAA
This is a messenger RNA of Dictyostelium discoideum AX4, 915 nucleotides long. RefSeq lists its product as hypothetical. The record is from RefSeq and is a predicted model, not a curated record. The transcript has a single exon. The coding region runs from base 1 to 915 and encodes 304 amino acids. Gene Ontology annotation, cellular component: nucleolus. Lineage: Eukaryota; Evosea; Eumycetozoa; Dictyosteliales; Dictyosteliaceae.